This is a messenger RNA of Talaromyces atroroseus, 1140 nucleotides long. RefSeq lists its product as hypothetical. The transcript has 8 exons. Bases 1 to 1140 code for a protein of 379 amino acids. The record is from RefSeq and is a predicted model, not a curated record. Lineage: Eukaryota; Fungi; Ascomycota; Eurotiomycetes; Eurotiales; Trichocomaceae.
AUGUACCUCCACGUUAGCCUAGUCGCAAUCAAGUGUUACUUCUCUUCCAGAUCCUUCAAGAACCCUGAAAAGCACAAGACGGUUCAUACGGCACCGAACGGGAUUUCUUACAGCACAAGACGGCGCAUACAGCACCAGACGGGAUUUUUUACAGCACAAGACAGUUUAUACGACACCAUACGGGAUGCACAAGACGGUGUAUACGGCACCAGACAGGAUUUUUUACAGCACCAAACGGAUCGUUACCAAGAUCAAAUGGGAAUAACACCAACAUCGAACGUGAGCGCAAACGGAAACCAUACCGGUACCUCUAUACACAAACCCUUUCCACAAUACUGUAACAACAAGUGCUGCGAUGCCUUCUCCAGGACCGGAACAACCCUCAAGCGCCAAACCGAUUAUACCCGAUUCCAAGAAAUGCAACAGUGGCCACCCGGGGCAGCAGCCAUCCCGGCCAAAAUUGAUCGUGUUUACAACCUCCUUCAAAGCCGCCAAUGUAUGAUGCUUAUUGCUCGAGAAUAUACGAGGGUCCAGCAAGAAGAACUAUCAAAAAGGAUAGGCCUAGAAGAAUCGAGGACUCGUGCGAUUCGGAGGCUAACGUCUGAAGAGACAAAGGAGGACCUGGGCCCAGUGGAUGUCCACAAAUUUGCUGAUACAAUUACUGAAGCACUGAGAUGGCAAAGCCUUGUUUAUGCCGUUGGUGUUCCCGAAAUUUUUCUCAUUGACUAUGAUGAUGAGGACACAGACGUCUGGGGGGAUAUACCACUGCCUAAUAUCGAGUCACGAUUAGCGGACGCUACUAAAUUAUUAAGGCCAAUACAAGUGUUCAUUGCAAUUGAAGAUCACUACGUGCAUCAGUGGUACGGAAAAUUGUUAGACCUUCUAAAUUGGCAAAGAUGGGACAUGUACGACUUUAAAAAGCACGAUGGUUCUCUGGCAACAUUUACAAGCCACAUGACACAACUAAUUGAAAGUCUGGAGCGGCCUGUCGACGGUGACUUUUGGGAGGCUGAUUCACAUUCACAUACAUCUAUACUUACCCACGGUUCUGAUGCGUCUACUGACAUUGUAGCAUCCCAUAUUCGGUUGGCCGCUGGAUCACAUUCGAUACGCAACUGGUAUCUUUCUGCCUUGAUUUGA